CGCAGGGAGUUUCGUCCGCCGCCGGUUUUCCGGCUGGCACUAAAAUGCAUCCACCUAUAAAUUCCCUAGAAUUAAACCCUACCAUUAGAUAAAGAACUGUAUAUAAAAAUUUAAAUGACCUUUAAAGUUCAAUGUCAAUUGUUGUUUAGUGAUUAAUCUAAUAGAUAAUUAUGUAGAGGAUAUUGUUUUUAGGUAAAUCUGUUAGCAGGUAGUAAAUAUAAACAAAAUGCCGGAUUGGUGGUGGCUGGUGAUGGCUGCUCUUUUCGGAGCAGUGUCGGCGCUUGCCGUGCCGAUAGCACUGUUCCUGUACUUUAUACGACCCUUUGAGAAGAAGACUCCCAUGGAGGAAGAUUUAAGCAUUCCCAUUACUUUACCACCUGAGAUCCUGAACGAAUUAACGCGCGGCGCGGGCAGUACUCCCGAAGGGGCUCUGAACGCAAUGCUCCAGUUCAUAUUUCAGCAAAGUACAGCGGAUACGCGAUGGUUGAGAAGGCGUAUGGCUAAUGAACUGGCUGAGUUACUGGCCAAAACUUCUUCUGGAAAGAUCUUCGAAUCGCUAACGUUGCGGUCUUUAGAAGUAGGUACAGAAUUUCCUAGCAUUUCAAACCUUCGCCUUGUAAGUGGGGAACUUGAAGAAGAUGGAGCUCGACUGCGUUCCUUGGACUUACGGCUCGAUUUAUCAUACGAUGGGAGUUUUAGAAUCGAAGUUGAUGCUGUUAUGCUCCUUGGAAAAAUAGCUAACAUAUCUAUCACAGUUGAGAGCAUCAGCGGCAACGUCCGAGUGAUGUUCCGUCGCACGCCCUACACGCACUGGGCACUUGCGUUUGAAACUCCCCCCAAAUUGGAGCUGCGUGUGCGAGGCCGCUUCCAAGGGAGACAGCUGAAGCCAAGACUCGCUGCACUUGUAGCAGCACAUAUACGACGAGCGGUUGCACAGAGACACACACUUCCUAAUUACAAAAUACGGUAUAAACCGUUCUUCCCGAAAUCUGAACCAGGGAGUACAGAAGGUGAAGAUGGACCGACUCCUCACGGACGGCUUACUGUAAGACUCGUGGAAGUAAGCAGAUUGUAUUGGUCUGGAAAUAAUGGGAUAGUUCGAGCAGCUCUAGCGGUGGAUUCUCAUGCUUGGGUAUCACUCCGCCGUGGCGUGCUAGUGCUAGACGUAGUGUUGCCAGCUGUAACGGGACCGCUCGGGCUCGUGUGUUGCCAGGGAGUGGGCGUGGUGCUGGUGGACACUGUGGUGCCCAUGUCACCGGCGUAUAGAGCUGAUCUGCGCCGAGAUGAUGUGGUACUGGCUAUAGAUAACAAGCCAGUUGCUAAUGUCGCUCAGGUUGGCAAACUGCUCAGAAGUGUGGAACGCCGUGCAGUAACAGUGCGAGUGAGACGCGGAGGAGCAGGUGGGACCGCCCGAAGAGAUGAUGAGCCAAAACGACUGCGCACUAACUUCUCUUUCCGAAGGGUCUCUGAGGUUAUGGAGGGGGUGCGAUUGCAGGGCAUGCGGUCUGCAGCUUCGAAGAACAAUAUACACGAAACAGAUUCACCAUCUAAAACGAUAGAACCCCAAAACGACAAUGACACACAAGGAAAACAGAAAAUCGAAAUAGCUCGUCAACUCACUAAAGUCACUGAUCAAAUAGGUCCCACGAACUUUGGCUUACGUAAACGUAGAUGUUCUGUAGAAAAUAAGUCUUCCGAUAGUUCAGCUGGGAGCACACCUCCUGCUUCUGGCGCAAGCACACCUUUGAGACAAGCCACGAUAACGAACAAAACUGUCAAACAUCCAGACAUUCCAAUCAUAAGGACAGAUUCUUCAGAAUGCAGAGUAUCAGAGAAGGAAGUGACUGUAGAUGAAGACGAACAAGCCUUUGAAACAGGAGGACCCAGACAGACCGAGCAUGUCGAAAUUUGCCAAAUGUUUUGGACUAAAAGUGUCCAGUUAAAACCUAUCAUACCCUUCGACGAAGAAACUGACUUUAAGCUAAAUGAGAAUCACAAAUAUCUUAACAUUAAUGUUUGGGUCACCGUACCUGGUGAAAAGGAAGAAGUACUGUUGGGAUAUUUGAAUAUUCCGCUAGCGGCGUUACUUUCAGAAUGUCAAGAUUCAACAGUUCCUCAUCAUUUGAAGCGAUAUCAAUUCUUACCACCCGAUGUUGAUAUAAAAUUUAGCAAAAGCCACAAGCUAGCGUCCCACGCGGGCUUCGAGCCCUGUCUAUGCUUCGGCGAUGCACUCGUGUGGUGGGAGUGGGAGGGGGGUGGGGCAGCUCGCAGCGCCCCCCGCGCACGUGUCCCCGCACCCCCCUCCCGCGCCACCCCUGUGCCAGCUGCGCACGACUUUGUGAGGACGCACUUCCACCGGUCCACACAGUGCGACUUCUGUAACAAGAAGAUCUGGCUGAAGGAUGCAAUGCAAUGUCGGAACUGCGGACUGUGUUGCCAUAAGAAAUGUGUUGCCAAGUGUCAAGAAUCCUCUCCAUGUGUGCCGAAAGAUCGAGAACCAUCAACGGGUUCAGGGUGCCAGCCACCAGAGCUCAUCAUGACUGAGGCUGAUGUCAUCGACCCUGACUCUGAUGAUGAUGAAAAAGCUGAACGAAAAGAUUCCCUUGAUGUCCACGAAGAAGUCGGUGGAGCAAUGAGUGCGCUGGUUGCAGGGCUCCGGCGCGCCGGCUCAGCACACUCCCUGUCCGCGCCCAAAGCCAAUGCCUCCUCGAGGUCGCUCCCACCCUCCCCGAGCCACACACCCAGGAGGCAGUCGCUGGAGGCGGCGAGCCCGUUCGGCGGCUGCGGCGCGACGUGGGCGGCGCGGGGCGGGGCGCGGGGCGGGGUGCGCGCGAUGCUGGCGCCGCUGCUGCGGAGCGCGCUGCCGCCCGACGCGCUGCUCGCGGCCGCAAGGGACUCCGCGCCCGACCUGGCCGCUAGCCUCUCCGCGGCGCAGAUACACGACAUGUUACAAGCAGUUCGUGAAGAGCUGUCAACCCUAGACGCAAGCGGUGAGGAGGGCGGGGAGGGCCGCGCAUGCGCGCUCACCGCGUUGAUGCUACACUGCUGCGCCGCUGCCCAACUCGCACAACAACGAGCCGCGGACUCCCUUACUUCUUAAUCUGGCCCAUCCACACGAUCUUGCAUGCACACAAUGCAUGAGCAUGAGACUAAUGACCCCGCAAACGUGUAGCUACACCUUUAUAGACUAUGGGGAAAUUGACUUGGUGUUAUGAAUUAUGAUGCAACUCUUUGCUUGUUGUCGCUAUGAUGACCCUUGUUUCGUGAGAGCGGGAAAUUGUUUUGUACAGAUAACGUAGACUCUGGCCUGCUCAUAAUACGAUACCAUUAAAUGCAUUGUUCAUUGUGA
Molecule: messenger RNA, 3349 nt
Organism: Colias croceus (clouded yellow)
Lineage: Eukaryota; Metazoa; Arthropoda; Insecta; Lepidoptera; Pieridae
Gene: Pdzd8
Product: PDZ domain-containing protein 8
Exons: 15
Coding region: 227-3100 (957 amino acids)
Biological process (GO): mitochondrial calcium ion homeostasis
Cellular component (GO): mitochondria-associated endoplasmic reticulum membrane contact site
Molecular function (GO): lipid binding; protein binding
Source: RefSeq, a predicted model, not a curated record